CGGCUGCUCCUUCCUGGGCCCGAUCAAAAAUCCAUUCCAAGUGUACAAAACAAAUCCAUUCCUUCUGAGCUUCACAAAUCACGAUGUGCGGUUCCCUAACGCUCACCUCUUUUGGUUACUCCCCAAACAAUAUCCCAGUAUCUGAUUCAGAAUUCCUGUUUCAUUGAUCCAACAUUCCUUCUCUUUCCUCCUGGAGGAAGUUUACUCGAUGCUUCAUAACGACAACAAGAGCGAGGAACGCCCAUAUUAUUCUCCCAAUCUCCCUCUAUAACUCAUUUGUCAGCUCUUGCUCCUUGCAGGUGGGGAGCAAAUUGACCUGAAGAAUAUAUUUGUUUUGUAUAAUCAUUUCCUAAGUUUCAGGCUGCCAUAUCAGGGAUUUGUCUGUUGUCAAAGAAAUUAAGGAUGAAAAUGUCUUUAAGAGAAGGAACAUUGAAUUUAGUGAUGAAGAAAGGUUAACUCCAUGACGCCAUUAAUUGGAGAACAACUAACGACCCAAGAACAAUUUUUGUGGUGUCUCUCACAACUACUUGUGUCUUUCUCAUUGGACUCAAUUUUCAGAUCAAAGAAGGGGAGGUUUUCCAACAGUUCCUUGAAGAAGAUGGAAGUUUCCAGACCUCUGAAAUCUGAUUGUAGAUUAAAGCACCGUUCUCUGACCCCUAUUAGGAUUUUAAGGGGUCUGUUAUGCUUAGUGGUGUUUAUUUCUACAGCUUUUAUGUUUUUAGCCUAUUUUACACCUGUGGCAGCUGUGUUAAUGCGGCUUUUCAGUAUACGUGGUAGUAGGAAGGCCGUCUCAUUCCUCUUUGGACUUUGGCUAGCCCUGUGGCCUUCUUUAUUUGAAAAGAUAAACAAAACUAAAGUGGUCUUUUCUGGAGAUAGUAUUCCGAUGAAGGAACGUGUUGUACUUAUUGCAAACCACAGAACUGAGGUUGAUUGGAUGUAUUUGUGGAAUCUUGCCCUUCGAAAGGGACGUCUGGGCGACAUAAAAUACAUUCUUAAGAGCAGCUUGAUGAAGCUGCCUAUUUUCGGUUGGGGAUUUCACAUUCUGGAGUUCAUUGCAGUGGAGAGGAAGUGGGAGAUAGAUGAGCCAAUAUUGCUCAGCACGCUUUCCACAUUAAAGAACCCUCAGGAUCCUUUGUGGCUGGCAAUUUUUCCGGAAGGAACUGAUUAUACCGAAGAGAAGAGCAAAAAAAGUCAAAAUUAUGCAGCUGAAGUGGGGCUUCCUGUGCUAAAAAAUGUGCUCCUUCCAAAAACUAAAGGUUUUUAUGCUUGCUUGGAAGUUCUACGAGACUCACUGGAUGCAGUAUAUGAUGUAAGCAUUGCGUACAAGAAUCAAUGCCCUUCUUUCCUGGACAAUGUCUUCGGGACCGAUCCGUCAGAAGUGCACAUACAUGUUCGGCGUAUCCCUAUUGAUGGCAUUCCAGCUUCUGAAACCAAGGCUGCCUCUUGGCUAAUGAAUGCGUUCCAGAUGAAGGACCAGUUGCUUUCUGAUUUCCAUAUUAAAGGCCAAUUCCCUAGUCAACUAAACGAAAAGGAACUAUCUACGUUCAAGUGCCUGGUUACUUUUGCUGUGGUAGUUUCUUUGACUGCCGUGUUCACUUAUCUUACAUUUUUUUCUCUCAUUUGGUUCAGGGUGUAUGUGGGCCUGUCUUGUGUAUAUCUCGCUAGUGCUACAUGUUUCAAACUUAAAUUGAUGCCGCUUACAUACUAUGUUAAUGCACUCUUUUACAGCAAAAAACAAAAGAGUGGAUAAUGAUCGCUUUUAGAAUUGCAAUAGACAUGUUGGAUGAUGAUGAACCUGAUCUUGAAUUGUUCAAGACAAUUGUUUUUUGUUAAAUGCUAUUCAUAAAAUUAUAUUUAAAUGGUUAA
Neltuma alba is the source of this 1866-nucleotide messenger RNA. Its product is annotated as probable 1-acyl-sn-glycerol-3-phosphate acyltransferase 4. Gene Ontology annotation, molecular function: acyltransferase activity. NCBI's taxonomy places the organism in Eukaryota, Viridiplantae, Streptophyta, Magnoliopsida, Fabales, Fabaceae. Gene Ontology annotation, cellular component: endomembrane system. The coding region runs from base 461 to 1750 and encodes 429 amino acids. The transcript has 5 exons. The record is from RefSeq and is a predicted model, not a curated record.